Messenger RNA from Trifolium pratense (red clover), 426 nucleotides. RefSeq names its product probable aquaporin PIP1-4. Gene Ontology annotation, molecular function: water channel activity. Gene Ontology annotation, cellular component: plasma membrane; plasmodesma; vacuole. The transcript is spliced from 3 exons. The record is from RefSeq and is a predicted model, not a curated record. Bases 1 to 426 code for a protein of 141 amino acids. Gene Ontology annotation, biological process: transmembrane transport; response to water deprivation. Lineage: Eukaryota; Viridiplantae; Streptophyta; Magnoliopsida; Fabales; Fabaceae.
AUGUAUGAGAUGUACCAGAUUGUAAGGUUGAAAUCUAUAGGUUACUCCAUAGGUGGUGGUGCCAACACUCUCAGUAAAGGUUACUCCAUAGGUGAUGGACUUGGAGCAGAGAUUGUUGGUACAUUUGUUCUUGUUUACACUGUCUUCUCUGCUACUGAUGCCAAGAGAAAUGCAAGAGACUCACAUGUUCCUAUUUUGGCACCAUUGCCAAUUGGAUUUGCUGUGUUUUUGGUGCAUUUGGCUACAAUUCCAAUUACAGGGACUGGUAUUAACCCAGCAAGAAGUCUAGGUGCUGCCCUUAUAUACAACAAAGAUCAAGCUUGGGACGAUCACUGGAUUUUUUGGGUUGGGCCUUUCAUUGGGGCAGCACUUGCAGCUCUGUACCAUCAGAUAGUGAUCAGGGCUAUCCCCUUCAAAUCAAAGUGA